AUGUCCUUCCUUACAUCGGCUCGACCUUUGAGCAAGAACGUUCUGAUUUACUCCAGAGCUAGCAAAUAUGCCUUGACUUCGCUCAGAUAUCUGUCGUCUAAAAAAUCGGAAAACGAUGCAUCCGAGGAUGUUUCCCAGGCGAAAAAGCCCUUGGGUGCUGUUUUGAAGAAGAGAAGCGGAUCAAGAAAGGAUAAGGUUCAACCAGAAGCAUCCACCAUUUCUGCUACAAAAGAAACAACGCAGUGCUACAUUCCUUUCGAUAAACUUCCAAAACCUCCAAAGGAGAUCACAGAUAUGCCUUUGGACAAGUUUUACGCUAAGGUGUACAUGCGAGAUCUUCCAGAGCGGCCCGAGAUCACACCUUCGAAUACCUUCUCAUACAAGUUUGAGAUCCCUUCCCAGUUUAUCCGUCCCAAAAGACUAGACCAGGAAACGCCAAAUCAGAAAUCUUCCUUUGAGCCAGCACACAACAUUCUUGAUUUCAAGAUCGACUACGAUAACAGUGGCUUGAUGAAAGCUCCGGAUCACCCACUCAAGGAGUCCAUCACAGGAAUGUUUGUUUCCAACCCUCUCAUGAACAACAUUGAUAAUGACUUUCUUUGGGACUUGUAUCCAAAGGGUAAGAUCUUUGGCCAUGCCCCAUUUGGAGGGAACCCUAAUUUUGAUGGUUUCCGGGAGUGGGAAAAAGGUGAGAAUGCUAAAGUCAAACAAAAGGAGCUUCAGUUUGAAGCUAAACUACAAGAAAUGAAGGAGUUUAACGAAACAUUAAAUGAGACCAAAUCAUUCUAUCGGAAGACUGCUCCUGAGGUUGAAAAAGCAGAGCCUUCUUCAUCUAAAGUGGAGACAAAAAAAGCUGGUGGAAGACGUAAGUUGGACCGCAGCCUUCUUAAACAAUACCGCAAGUACAAGAAGGAAGGCUGGCUUCGGAGAAAACUCCCCGAAGAUGACGAAGACGAGAAUUUUUAA
Messenger RNA from Clavispora lusitaniae ATCC 42720, 966 nucleotides. RefSeq lists its product as uncharacterized. Lineage: Eukaryota; Fungi; Ascomycota; Pichiomycetes; Serinales; Metschnikowiaceae. The record is from RefSeq and is a predicted model, not a curated record.